Molecule: messenger RNA, 1587 nt
Organism: Scomber scombrus (Atlantic mackerel)
Lineage: Eukaryota; Metazoa; Chordata; Actinopteri; Scombriformes; Scombridae
Product: serine protease 30-like
Exons: 11
Coding region: 1-1581 (526 amino acids)
Biological process (GO): proteolysis
Molecular function (GO): serine-type endopeptidase activity
Source: RefSeq, a predicted model, not a curated record
AUGCAUGGUCUGCACAAGUUUCUGCUUAUUCAUGUUCUGACAUGUCUCAGACAAAAUGGACUUGGGAGUGAAAUCAUACAUGGAGAAAAAGCCAAUGAGAACUCCCUGCUGUAUAUGGCCUCAGUACAAAAUAAGGCAGGUCAACAUAUAUGUGGAGGAUUCCUCAUCAGUGAAGACUUCGUGGUCACUGCAGCGCACUGUGAUAACCCAUAUCCAUUGAUUGUUGUUCUUGGCACUCACAAUCUCAAGAAGAUUAAUAAUGACACAAUGAGAUACAGUGUAAAGAAAUGUAAACAUCCAGAUUAUGUUAAUUUAACAUCAGGGAAUGACAUCAUGCUCCUCAAACUGUCUAGGAAAGCUAGCCUUGGCAAAAAAACAAUUAAGCCAAUAAAGCUUCCCAGUCAUCGUAUGAACCUAAAAGAAAACAAAAUGUGCAGUGUAGCAGGAUGGGGUUACACAAGAACUGCUGGUCAACCUGUAGAUGAGCUACAAGUGGCGAAUGUUCCUAUCAUUAACCAGGAAGAGUGUCUGAGGGUGUGGAUUCAACUUCCUGCCAAGGUUAUCUGUGCAGGUGGAUAUAAGACAAAGAAAGGAUUUUGUCAGGGUGACUCUGGUGGCCCUCUGGUGUGCAAUGGGAAGCUUGCAGUUGGUGUUGUUUCUUUCAACAAUAAUUAUACCUGUGACUACCCAGAUGUACCCAACAUGUAUACAGACAUAUCACAGUUUAUUCCCUGGAUCAACAAGAUUCUCAAGAAAAAGAAUUGGAUCCAAAAUUGUGAAAACCUUCACAAAACCAUCAUCAACACAUCACAUAUGAUGCGUGGUCUGCAUACAUUUCUGCUUUUUCUUCUCCUGGCAUGUUUGGGAAAAAACACACUGGGGAGUGAAAUCAUAAAUGGAAAAAAGGUCCCGGACAACUUAAUGCUGUACAUGGCCUCUGUACAGGACAACAGAGGUCAUAUAUGUGGAGGAUUCCUGAUCAGUGAGGACUUUGUAGUCACUGCAGCACACUGUGAUACCUCGAACCCUACAAGUGUUGUUCUUGGCACCCACAAUCUCAAGAAGAUUAAUAACGACACAAUGAGAUACAGAGUAAAGAAAUGCAAACAUCCAUCUUACAAGAAUGCCCAAUCUGGUAAUGACAUCAUGCUCCUCAAACUGUCUAGGAAAGCUCAACUGGACAACAAAGUACAACCAGUUCAGCUUCCACGGCCCGAGAUGAAGAUAAAAGAUAAAGCAAAGUGUCGUGUGGCUGGAUGGGGUAAAACAAAAACUGGUAGAAGUGAUGUGCUGCAAGUGGUGGAAGUGCCUAUCAUUAACCUGAAGACCUGUAAGACAGAAUGGGAUCAAAUUCGAUUUAAGCUUCCUGACAAUGUUAUUUGUGCAGGUGGUUAUGACACAAACAAAGGAUUCUGUCAGGGUGAUUCUGGCGGUCCUCUGGUGUGUAGCGGGAAAGCAGUGGGUGUUGUGUCCUUCAACAUGAAGAAAAAUUGUGACUACCCAAAUGUACCCAACAUCUACACAGAUGUAUCAAAAAACCUUCAAUGGAUCAAAACUGUUCUCAAGAAAAAGAAUUGUUAAAUGUUA